AUGUCAUCGACCACAACAGCCAGCGCCAGCAGCACAAGCAGCCACCACCCCGAACUCCACCUCCUCUUCAUCCGCCACGGCGAAACCCAAGACAACAUAGAGCGCGUCCUGCAAGGCCACCGCGACACCUCGCUAACGGCCAAAGGCCUCGCCGAAGCGGGCGUCCUGGCACGCAAGCUCCACGCGGAGCACCCGCACGGCGUCGCUGCCAUCUACCACUCCCCGCUUCAGCGCAUCGUGCAAACGGUGCAGCCCUUUCUCGACCUCAUCUCCUCUACUUCCUCUGGUGCUGCCGCUGCCAGUGGCCAAGCACCAUCUAUCUACGCAGACGCCGACCUCCGCGGCCAGGGGCUCGGUCAGCUCGAAGGCGCGUCCUACGAUGCCAUCGACAUGAGUAGUCCGCGCAGCGCGGAUGGGCGGCCUGGCGUCGAGGACUUUGACGUCUUUGUCGGGAGGUUGAAGCGCGUCUUUGGACGGAUUGUCGGGGUGGAGGCGCCGAAGACGGCGGCAAGCGGGAAAGAUCGGACGGUGUUGAUCGCAACGCACGGCGUGGCCAUCACGAGCUUGUUCAAGGCGCUGGAGGCCAGUCCUGCGUGCGACAAUUUUGGGCCUGCGGUGGCGGAGAGGGGGCCUGAGGCGUGGGAGGUCCGGUGGACGGAUAGUGACGAUGUGGCGAGGUUGGUGGUGAAGAGGCCAGGAGAGCUGCCGCUGAAAGAUCGAGAGGGUGCGGAGGGGGAAGUAGGGAAGGGGCUGGACUGGGAUGGGUUCCAGGGGAAGCCGUUUCUGAUCGACAUGUGGGGCAAGAAGGAGAAGGCAUUAUAG
Molecule: messenger RNA, 822 nt
Organism: Cyphellophora europaea CBS 101466
Lineage: Eukaryota; Fungi; Ascomycota; Eurotiomycetes; Chaetothyriales; Cyphellophoraceae
Exons: 1
Coding region: 1-822 (273 amino acids)
Biological process (GO): negative regulation of glycolytic process; positive regulation of DNA repair; regulation of pentose-phosphate shunt
Cellular component (GO): cytosol
Molecular function (GO): fructose-2,6-bisphosphate 2-phosphatase activity
Source: RefSeq, a predicted model, not a curated record